AAAGACGUUUCCCGCCGGCGGGAGCUGUGUCUGUGGUUGAGAAAGGGGCUAGAGGCGGGUCCCAGCGCUGCCGCACCAUGGCGGACCAGCUUUAUCUGGAAAAUAUAGACGAGUUCGUCACGGACCAAAACAAGAUCGUGAGCAGCUACUACUGGGGAACGCGGGCGUGCGACUGGGGUCCUGGGCCCUGCUGGGGCGGCGGGAGCCUUGACCCUCUCUCUGCGGUGGCUUCGUGGGGAGCAGGGGGAGACAGGUCCCCACGAGGGGACCUGGGCGAGCUCUGUGCCCCAGGGCGAGCGAGGACUCGUCGGGAAGGUCCUCCGGCACACACGGAAGUCCGCGUCCCUUGGGUGGGCGUGCUCUGAACAGAGCCUGGGGCUGGAGCCGCGGAGACCGGGCGCGGAGGGAGGGCCGUUGGCUGAGUAUUUCUAAGGCGUCCCUACACCUAUCUUUUAAGGUGACAUACAAAUGGCUGAGCUAUACCCUAGGGGUUCAUGUUAACCAGGCCAAACAGAUGCUGUAUGAUUAUGUUGAAAGGAAACGAAAAGAAAAUUCAGGAGCCCAACUGCAUGUUACCUAUUUGGUGUCUGGCAGUCUCAUUCAGAAUGGACAUUCCUGCCACAAGGUUGCAGUAGUGAGAGAAGAUAAAUUGGAAGCAGUGAAGUCCAAGCUAGCUGUGACUGCCAGCAUCCAUGUGUACAGCAUCCAGAAAGCCAUGCUAAAGGACAGUGGGCCUCUGUUCAAUACUGACUAUGACAUCCUUAAAAGCAACUUGCAGAACUGCAGCAAAUUUAGUGCUAUACAAUGUGCAGCUGCAGUCCCUAGAUCUCCUGCUGAAUCCUCUUCAUCUUCCAAAAAGUUUGAGCAGUCACAUCUUCACAUGUCAAGUGAGACACAAGCCAACAAUGAGCUGACCACCAAUGGUCAUGGCCCACCUGCAUCCAAGCAGGUUUCCCAGCAGCCCAAAGGAAUUAUGGGAAUGUUUGCCUCCAAAGCUGCUGCUAAAACCCAAGAAACCAACAAGGAAGCUAAAAUAGAGGCUAAGGAAGUAACAAAUGCAUCUUCAGCAGGCAACAAGGCACCAGGGAAAGGGAAUAUGAUGAGCAACUUUUUUGGAAAAGCUGCUAUGAAUAAACUUAAAGUCAAUUUGGACUCAGAACAAGCAGUGAAAGAAGAAAAAAUAGUGGAGCAGCCUACAGUAUCUGUCACUGAACCAAAGCUGGCAACUCCUGCAGGCCUGAAAAAAUCCAGCAAAAAAGCAGAGCCUGUUAAGUUGCUGCAGAAGGAAAAAAAAAGGGGGAAGCGAGUAGCGUUAUCUGAUGAUGAGACAAAGGAAACUGAAAACAUGAAGAAAAAAAGGAGAAGAAUCAAACUUCCUGAAUCUGAUAGCAGUGAAGAUGAAGUCUUCCCAGACUCUCCUGGGGCUUAUGAAGCUGAGUCACCAUCCCCACCUCCUCCUCCGUCUCCACCUCUUGAACCAGUGCCAAAGACUGAGCCUGAACCUCCUUCUGUCAAGAGCUCAAGUGGAGAAAACAAAAGAAAACGAAAACGCGUACUAAAAUCUAAAACUUACGUGGAUGAGGAAGGCUGCAUAGUGACUGAAAAAGUCUACGAGAGUGAAUCCUGCACAGAUAGUGAAGAGGAGCUUAAGAUGAAGACAUCCUCAGUACACAGACCCCCUGCCAUGACUGUGAAAAAAGAACCCAAAGAGGAACGAAAGGGCCCCAAGAAAGGGACUGCUGCUCUGGGCAAAGCCAACAGACAGGUGUCCAUUACUGGCUUCUUCCAGAGGAAAUAAACUGCCAUCUCUGGUAGAUCAGAGACUUGAAGUGGUCAAGGGAGAAGACCAAGAAAUGUGCUCCUCACUUACUAUGUAAGUUCAUCUAGAUCUCCACCUCACUUGUAUCAAAAGACUGUUCUUUCAUCCUGUGAGGUUUAUACUAUUUCUGGUUUUUAACCAAAAGGAAAUCAUCUGGAAGCAGGAGGCAAAAAGCUGUUACCUUCUAAUGACAUUUAAAAAGCACAAUCUUUGACCUGUCCAGGAGAAGGAUUUACUCCAAAAUUAUACUGGAACAGUUUUCAGAAUUCUCACUGAAGCCGUUUAGUGUUCCCCACUCGCCCUAUGCCCUGGUCCGCAUAUGGCACAGGAAUUAUUCCUUCUUGUUCCUUUGUAUUCUGAGAAUUCAUGUGGGUGUUUCUUAUCCUUACAUGCUGCUGGAUGUGUUUACCCCUCUUGUCUUCCUCCAGUACCACACUUCUGUCCCCUAACCUCCUGAGGCUGUUCUCUGUAAGUCUUUUAAGUCUUGGUUGGACUAAAGGCUGAAGUGAAAAUCUCCCUGUAAUCCUCUUCCUCCAUUAUGCAGUAUACGGGCACCUGGCUACAGACCAGGACAUGGCUUGUGUUCUGUUCCUUACACAAAAGCUCUCUGGGACCUUCACUCGCAAUUAGUGGUUAGGGAAAAGCCUCAGGCAGAACACAAAUAGAAAUUUAAUGAUGUGUUCAACUCCACCAGAAAUUACCUCGAGUCAGCAUUGACGAUAUUGGAGGAGCUGCCGUGCUGCUGACACGGGGUGUGCUUUAUGAUGCUCUUUGUGGUUUGUUGAUCCCCCUCCCCCACUCUCAGUACCUAGAGAGUGAAACCUGUACAAUGAGAUAAAGACUAAAAAGAGAAAUCCCUUCCUAUAUACAGUGUACUGCAUUUACAUAAAAUUUCUUCUUGAGAAAACAGAAUAUUCAAAAACAGCACUUUUCCAGGAAGUUAGUGAGGAAGAUAAGGCACACAUUUAUACAUGGAUGUUGCUCCUUUGUAUUUUUAGCUCCCCUAUUUGCUUAAAAGUACAGGCUCCCCAAGAGAGGAUGGAGAGGGAGAGACUGAAUUGUUAGUAGUCUAAACAGCAAAGAAAACAUUUUUAUUAGUUACUUAUGGAAAAUCGUCUAUUACAAUGAUAACCUUCAAGCGACUUCCAUUAUGGCUAGACAGGCGGUGAGCUCAGUGGAUUGCAGUGGUGUGCUGGUGAUUUUGCACAGUGAGCUCUGCGGAAGGGGUCACGCUCAGCUGCUGAUGUGUCUCACACGUAGCAGACAAGGGGUGUCUGACCAGCUUCUUCCGCCUCAGGCUGGUGUAUGUCAUUAAGUGAUGCAAUCAGCUGUCUCCUCUUUAAGGUUGGGAUUGUGCUGACCUUGGGAUUAACAUGAGCUUCUUUAGCAACCAAGUAUGAACUUGAUUAAGACCAGAAGUGUGGGAGAUGAGUCCUGGCAUUAUGUCUAAGGCUGAAGCAGUGGCUUUGUAUAGCAAGCUGUAUAGCAAGGUUGACAUACUCCAAAACCCUUUCUUUUUAAAAUGAAAAAGGAUGGACUUAAACCAUUAGAAAAAACUUCUGGAGAGAAAUCCUUUUAAACAGUUAUUUUUGUCAUUGCCUCUGGUCAUUUGUCUAAAUAGGAAUGGAAAAUUAAAAGCAACAAUCCAAUCUUUUUUCUAAAAAUUAUGCUGGGGUCUCGACUAAAACAAUUUGAAUUGGAAAAUUCUGAUGCUGGUUGGAGUUCCAACUUUCAAGGGAUAAUACAAAUCCUAUGAUCUCUAUGCCCAAUAUGCUGCCUCAACUUGAGCUCCUGCAAGGCUUAGUAAGUAUUGAGUGGUGGGUUUUUUUUUUUCUUUUUACAUAAUACCAUGUUAACCACAUGAGUUAAAUAAAUUUGAGAAGUUUUAAGACAGUGCUUCAAACUGAGUAUCUGAUGAGUCUCUUAUUUGAUGGAUGGUAACAGUGUUGCAAUUAUUUAAACUCUGAAUGGGAAGAAGGCUGGUUUUCAGUUGAUACUGUUAAAACUGCAUACCUAUAGUCUGAGAUGAACAAGUUAUUUGCUGCUUUCAUCGUUUUUUCAGCCCUGGGGAAAUCUUAGUUUCAGCGAACCUCAUUGUUUAGUUCAUGUAUAAGAAAAUCUAGCACAUUGUAUUAGUUUGGCUUCAUCACUUGCUAGCUGUAUGACCUUGGGCAAGUUUCACAGCCUCAAGUUCUUUAUCAAAAUAAAACUAAAAUGAAUUAC
Molecule: messenger RNA, 4042 nt
Organism: Rhinopithecus roxellana (golden snub-nosed monkey)
Lineage: Eukaryota; Metazoa; Chordata; Mammalia; Primates; Cercopithecidae
Gene: POLD3
Product: DNA polymerase delta 3, accessory subunit
Exons: 12
Coding region: 515-1798 (427 amino acids)
Biological process (GO): DNA replication; DNA synthesis involved in UV-damage excision repair; nucleotide-excision repair, DNA gap filling
Cellular component (GO): nucleus; delta DNA polymerase complex
Molecular function (GO): DNA-directed DNA polymerase activity
Source: RefSeq, a predicted model, not a curated record